Dracunculus medinensis (Guinea worm) is the source of this 7383-nucleotide messenger RNA. The record is from the annotation of a GenBank genome assembly. Lineage: Eukaryota; Metazoa; Nematoda; Chromadorea; Rhabditida; Dracunculidae.
AUGAUUGAAUCGAGUACCGCUCCUCCUGAACCCGUCCUCGAGGUACCACCACCUCAAGAGAUUAAAAUUCUGGAAACAGCUGAUGAUAUUCAGCUAUUGUCAGAUGUUGGAGGAAUAGGACAGGAAUCUAGUGAUAUCAUAUCACCCAGUGAAAUUUUGGUAUCGCUUAUUGUUAUUGAUUUUGAUUAUCAAGAUUUUUUAUUUUUUAAGAAUCGUCGUUCUGAAGUACUCGGUCAUUAUGCACAAUUUAAAGUCUAUGCGAAAACGAAACGCGAUCGUCUUGAGGAUGCGCGACAAUUUCAGUAUUUUAAGCGUGAUGCCGAUGAACUGGAAAUAUGGAUUCUAGAAAAGUUACAGACGGCCUCCGAAGAAUCAUUUCGCGAUCCUACAAAUCUACAGGCGAAGAUUCAAAAACAUGAAGCAUUUGAAGCUGAAGUUCAUGCACAUUCAAAUGCGAUUGCACAGCUUGAUAAAACUGGUAGUGAUAUGAUACAGCACGAUCAUUUUGCUUCUGAAAUUAUUCGAAAACGGCUUGACGAGUUACAUGCUUUAUGGGAUCAGCUGUUUUUCAAAUUGAAAGAUAAAGGUAUCAAAUUGCAACAAGCAUUAAAAUUGCUGCAAUUCAUUCGGCAGUGUGAUGAUGUUUUAUACUGGAUUCGAGACAAAGAAGCUUUUGUCACUGCGGAAGAUUUUGGAAUGGAUCUUGAACAUGUUGAGGUUCUUCAACGGAAAUUCGAGGAAUUUUUGAAGGAAUUAGGCAAUCAUCAUUAUCGUAUAACAGAGGUAAAUCAGGCAGCUGAUAAAUUAAUUGAAGAAGGUCACACUGAACAAAAUACCAUUUAUAACAAGAGAGAAGAAGUGAACGAAGCUUGGCAUCGCUUAAAUACGUUGGCAGCAACUCGACGUGAGGGACUUUUUGGAGCUCAUCAAGUUCAGCGCUUUAAUCGCGAUAUUGAUGAAACUUUAGCAUGGAUUGGUGAAAAAGAUGCAACAUUAUCUACUGAUGAUUAUGGUCGUGAUUUAAAUAAUGUUCAAGCAUUACAAAGAAAACAUGAAGGUACAGAAAGAGAUCUUGCUGCUCUUGAUGCCAAGAUGAAUUCAUUGGCAAUUGAGGCUGAUCGUCUCGCUCAAGUUCAUCCUGAUCGCGCUGAUGCUAUCAGUGCAAAAAUGAAUGAGGCAAAAGAUCAGUGGGCCGCAUUGAAACGAAAAGCUCAAGCACGGAAAGACGGGCUUGAUCGGUCGUAUAAUCUUCACAGGUUUCUAGCUGAUUAUCGUGAUCUUAGUUCUUGGAUCAAUGAUAUGAAGGCAGUUAUUUCAGCCGAUGAAUUGGCGAAGGAUGUUGCUGGUGCUGAAGCAUUGUUGGAAAGUCACCAAGAGCACAAAGGUGAAAUUGAUGCUCGUGAAGAUAGUUUUAACCAGACAGCGGAAGCGGGACAGCGUCUUUUGGAUGAAGAUUCCGAACAGUCCGAUGAUGUAAGAGAAAAGCUUGGUCACUUGGCGAAGAAAAAAGCUAGUUUAUUAUCUUUAUGGGAAGAAAGACGUAUUUUGUACGAACAGUGUAUGGAUCUACAACUAUUUUAUCGAGACACUGAGCAGGCUGAAACUUGGAUGACGAAACAAGAAGCAUUUUUGGCCAAUGAUGACCUUGGUGAUAGUCUCGAUAGUGUUGAAUCUUUGCUAAAAAAACACGAAGAUUUUGAAAAAUCUUUGGCUGCUCAGGAAGAAAAAAUUAAUGCAUUGGAUGAAUUUGCCACGAAAUUGAUUCAAGGUCAACAUUAUGCAGCGGAUGAUGUUUCUCGUCGUCGUGCUUUAUUACUUGAACGUAGACGACACUUGAUGCAAAGGGCUGCUGAACGUCGUCGUCAACUUGAGAAUUCGUACAGAUUACAGCAAUUUGAUCGCGAUUGUGAUGAGCUUUUGAGCUGGAUCAUGGAGAAACUUAAAACAGCCAAAGACGAUUCAUAUCUUGAUCCAACGAAUAUUCGCGGAAAACUACAAAAGCAUUUAAACUAUGAGCAAGAGUUGAAAGCGAAUAAGAAUCGACUUGAUGAAAUUAACACUACUGGACAAUCAUUAAUCGAAAAAAAUCACUAUGCAGCUGAUCACAUACGUAAGCGGCUUGGUGAAGUUGAUGGAAUGUGGGACGAGUUGGUUGAUGCAACGGCAAAAAAGGGUGCAAAAUUAAAGGAAGCUGGUGACCAACAACAAUUCAAUAGAAAUGUGGAGGAUGUUGAGCUGUGGUUAAGUGAAUUAGAAGGUCAGGUUGCUUCUGAAGAUUUCGGUAAAGAUCUUAUAUCUGUUCAGAAUUUGCAAAAGAAACUGGGUCUUCUCGAAAGCGACUAUAAUGCACAUCAAGAUCGUAUCGAUGCUAUCAAGCAACAAGCCAAAACUUUUUAUGACAGUGGACAUUUCGAUGCCCCAAUGAUUCUAAGGAAACAAGAAACUCUUCAUUCGCGUUAUGAAAAUCUACUUGAUCCUCUUAAUAAACGAAAAAAUAAACUCGCUGAAUCCUUAAAAGGAAACCAACUGUUUCGAGACAUCGAUGAUGAACUUGCAUGGAUACGUGAGAAAGAACAAGUUGCAGCUAGUACUAACAGAGGACGCGAUUUAAUAGGAGUUCAGAAUCUUAUCAAAAAACAGCAAGCACUGAUUGCUGAAAUAGCCAAUCAUGAACCACAGAUUGAUGCUGUAUCAGCAUCUGCAGAACAGAUGAUUAGUCAAGGACAUUUUCUUGCACCAGAUAUUCGUGACAAAUUAGCACAAUUACGCGAUAACUGGCGAAACUUAAAAGCAAAAGCUGAAAAGCGACGACAGGAACUGGAUGAUUCGCUACAGGCGCAUCAGUAUUUAGCAGAUGCAAAUGAAGCGGAAUCUUCGAUGCGAGAAAAAGAACCCGUUGUAGGUAGUACGGAUUAUGGAAAAGAUGAAGAUAGCGCUGAAUCACUUCUUAAGAAACAUCGUGCCUUAAUGUCCGAUUUAGAAGCGUUCAAAUCAACAAUUGAUGAACUGAGAAAACAAGCUAGUCAGUGUCGGUACCAGGAGCAGCCAGGUGGGCAGUUGGGACGAGAAUGUGUUAUGGCUCUUUAUGACUACACUGAAAAAUCCCCGAGAGAGGUUUCAAUCAAAAAAGGAGAUAUCCUUACUCUUCUCAAUUCAUCUAAUAAAGAUUGGUGGAAAGUGGAAGUAAACGAUCGGCAAGGUUUCGUCCCUGCUGCUUACGUAAAAAAAGUCGAACCUGGUGCAGCUCAGCGGCAAUCACAGCAGGUUUCAUCGAUCGGUGUGAAACAAAAUGAAAUUGAAGAUCAGUAUCAAAAAUUGUUGAUUCUGGGCGAAACUAGAAGACGAAAAUUGGAAGAAGCUUGUAAGGGAUAUCAGUUGCUUCGUGAAGCAAACGAUUUGGCAGAUUGGAUACGUUCGAGAGAAGCUGUUGCUGCUCAACAAGAAAUUGGUAGUGAUUUAGAACAAGUGGAAAUAUUACAAAAGAAAUUUGAUGACUUCAAAGGUGAUCUAAAAGCAAACGAAAUACGUUUGCAAGAAAUGAAUCAAAUUGCGACGGCACUUACAUCAGUGGGUCAAACUGAAACGGCUGUGCGCAUUAGGCAGCAAAUUGAUGAUUUGAAUGCACGUUGGCGUGCACUAGAAGAACAAACAGAACAACGGGAACAGCAGCUUGGUUCUGCUCAUGAAGUACAGCGUUUCCAUCGGGAUAUUGAUGAGACGAAGGAUUGGAUUCUAGAAAAAGACGAUGCACUCGAUUCAGAAGAUUUUGGUCGUGAUUUGCGUUCGGUUCAAGCUCUUCAACGAAAACAUGAAGGAGUUGAAAGAGAUUUGGCUGCUCUUGGCGAUAAGAUCAAAACAUUGGAUGAAAAGGCAAAUCGCCUACGACAGACUCAUCCUGAGGCAGCUGAGCAGAUUUAUGAUCUACAACGAGAACUUAAUGAACAGUGGAAUCGUUUGACGACCAAAGCCAAUAAUCGUAAAGAAAGAUUGCUCGACAGCUAUGAUUAUCAGCGCUUCCUUUCUGAUUUUCGUGAUCUUAUGCAAUGGAUAGCUGCUAUGAAUCAAUUAGUAUCUAGUGAUGAAUUGGCUAAUGAUGUGACUGGUGCAGAAGCUCUUUUGGAGCGUCAUCAAGAAUAUCGCACUGAAAUUGAUUCACGUGCGGCCACUUUUCAAGCAUUCGAGCAGUUUGGAAAUCAACUUUUGAACAGUCAUCAUUAUGCAUCUGAUAACAUCAAACAACGCUUGAAUGACGUCAAUGAGGCUCGAAGAAAACUCGAAGAUGCUUGGAUACAUCGUCGACAUGUAUUAGAUCAGUGCCUAGAGUUGCAGUUAUUCAAUCGCGACUGUGAACAAGCGGAUACAUGGAUGAGUGCUCGAGAAGCUUUCCUUAAUCAAGAGGAUACUGGUGAUAACGUUGAAAGUCUUAUCAAAAAGCAUGAGGACUUUGACAAAGCCAUAGCAUCUCAACAAGAAAAAAUAUCUGCUUUGCGAACGUUUGCCAACCAACUAAUCAAUUCUGAUCAUUAUGGAAAAGAUGCAGUCGCAGAUAAGCGUGAUCAAAUCCUCCAAAGAUGGGAUCGUCUGAAAAGUGCACUAAUUGAAAAAAGAAGUAAACUUGGUGAAUCACAAACGCUUCAACAAUUUUCACGCGACGCAGAUGAAAUUGAGAAUUGGAUCGCUGAAAAGUUCCAAGUUGCGCAAGAAGAAAACUAUCGUGAUCCUACGCAUAUCCAACAAAAGCAUCAGAAACAGCAGGCUUUCGAGGCGGAGUUGGCUGCCAAUGCGGAUCGUAUUGCCACUUUAAUUAGUGCUGGGCAAAAUUUAAUUGAUGGGAGUAAAUGCGCCGGAAGCGAGGAUGCUGUAUCGCAAAGGCUUAAAGCGCUGAAUGAUCAAUGGGAGAUGUUGGUGAAAACCACUUCCGAGAAAAGUUAUCGGCUAAAGGAAGCUAAUCGACAGAAAAGCUUUAUGGCGGCUGUCAAAGAUUUAGAAUUCUGGCUUGGUGAAAUCGAAGGACUUCUCGCUUCUGAGGAUUAUGGCAAAGAUCUUGCUUCUAUUGAAAAUCUGUUGAAAAAGCAUCAAUUACUCGAAGCUGAUAUUGCUGCUCAUGCCGACCGUGUGGCUGAAAUGAAUACACAAGCAGAUAAUCUUCUAGAAAACGAGCAAUUCGAUCGCCCUGAGAUCAACAACCGUCGUAAAAUUAUCAAUGAUCGAUAUGAAAAUGUAAAAAAAAUGGCGAAUUUACGUAGGGAUAACCUUAAUAAAGCAAUCACAGUACACCAGUUCCUCAGAGAUAUUGACGAUGAGGAAUCGUGGAUCAAAGAAAAGAAAUUACUUGUAUCGAGCGAUGAUUACGGUCGCGAUCUUACUGGUGUCCAAAAUCUGCGUAAGAAACAUCGACGUCUUGAUAACGAACUUGCAUCUCACGAACCGCAAGUCUUUUUGGUUCGUGAAAAAGGACUCGAGUUAGCGAAUAUGUCUAAUGUAUGUGCAUCGGAAAUAAAAGAUAGAAUGGCUGCUCUUGAAAAAAGUUGGGACGAAAUCAAGAAUAUUACUGGCAAGAGACACCAGAAAUUAAAUGAAAGUGAAGAUUUUCAAAUUUUCAUCGGAAAAGUUGAAGAAGAAGAGGCUUGGAUGAAUGAAAAGCAGCAGAUUCUCUCAUCCGAUAACUUUGGAGAGAAUAUGGCUGGUGUUCAAGGUCUUCUGAAAAAGCAUGAUGCUUUUGAAGCCGAUCUUGUUCUUCAUAAUCAACGAGUUGCUCAACUCAUAAAAGACGGGCAGAAGCUCAUAGAUGCUGGUAAUCAUCAUAGUCCAACGAUCAAGGCACGUUGUGAUCAGCUUCGAAAUCGCCUUGAUGAAAUUACUGAAUUGGCUCGUCGUAGGCUUCAGAAACUUCGAGAUAGUAGUGCUUAUCUACAGUUCAUAUGGAAAUGUGAUGUCGUUGAAAGUUGGAUUGCCGAAAAAGAACAACAAGUGCGAUCCGAUGAUUUUGGACGAGAUUUAUCAUCGGUACAGAUUCUGCUGACCAAACAAGAAGCAUUUGACGCUGGAUUAAAUGCUUUUGAGCACGAAGGAAUUCAGAGAAUUAGCGAAUUAAAAGACCAAUUAGUUAAUGCUCAACACGCACAGACACCAGCUAUUGAGAAGCGUUAUGGUAAUGUUAUAAUGCGAUGGCAACAAUUGUUGGGUAAUUCUAAUGCACGUCGUCAAAAAUUACUCAAAAUGCAAGAACAGUACAAGCAAAUUGAAGAAUUAUAUCUUACAUUCGCUAAAAAAGCGUCUGCAUUUAAUUCUUGGUUCGAAAAUGCUGAAGAAGAUUUAACAGAUCCGGUAAGAUGCAAUUCUUUGGAAGAAAUUAGCGCGUUACGUGAAGCUCAUGCAGAAUUCCACAAAUCACUAUCAGUGGCCGAGGAAGAUUUCAAACAAUUGCAACAUUUGGAUAAGCAAAUCAAAUCUUUCAAUGUUGGACCAAAUCCCUAUACAUGGUUCACAAUGGAUGCUCUUGAAGAAACUUGGCGGAAUCUUCAGAAAAUUAUCAAAGAACGUGAACUGGAACUUCAAAAAGAACAUCGGCGUCAAGAGGACAAUGACAAACUUCGUCGUGACUUUGCCCGUCAAGCAAAUGCUUUCCACCACUGGUUGACAGAAACUCGUGCAGCAAUGAUGGAAACGAGUGGAACCUUAGAAGAACAACUAGAAUUAUUGAAAAGAAAGGUGGCUAUUGAUGUGAAAAAUAAUCGAGCACAGUUAAAAAAAAUUGAGGAUCUCGGUGCUUUACUCGAGGAGUACUUAAUUCUUGAUAAUCGAUAUACAGAGCAUAGCACUGUUGGUCUGGCUCAAGCUUGGGAUCAGCUGGAUCAAUUAGCCAUGAGAAUGCAGCAUAAUCUAGAGCAACAAAUACAAGCAAGAAAUCAAUCGGGUGUAACUGAAGAAGCUCUCAGAGAAUUCUCCAUGAUGUUCAAGCAUUUCGAUAAGGAGAAAUGCGGCCGCCUUGAUCACCAACAGUUCAAAAGCUGCUUACGUGCACUGGGUUAUGAUCUGCCGAUGGUUGAUGAAGGUCAACCUGAGCCUGAAUUUCAAAGAAUUCUCGAUAUCGUUGAUCCUAAUCGUGACGGCUAUGUUACGCUACAAGAAUACAUGGCAUUUAUGAUUUCAAAGGAAACCGAAAAUAUACAAUCCAGUGAAGAGAUUGAAAGUGCUUUCCGAGCUUUAUCCAAAGAAUUCCGACCUUACGUGACUGCGGAAGAACUUUAUGCUAAUCUUACACCAGAGCAAGCGGAAUACUGCAUAAAGCGAAUGAAACCUUAUACGGAUGCGAUCUCCGGUCGUUCUGUGCCAGGUGCUCUGGACUAUGAACAAUUCGUUCACACUUUAUUCCAAAGUUAA